AUGCAGCAGAACAACGAAAAUCCGUUCAAAAUAGAUUCAAGACAGCAAAAGAAAUACGAGGCCAAAAAAAGAGCAGAGGAAAUAAAAGAGCUGGAAAGUAAAUACAAAGACGAGCUGUCGCAAGAAGAGACAGAAGACGACGCAUCCUACGAAGAAAGCGAAGAGGAAAACGUGGCAGUGCAGAAGCUAAUAGAGAAGAUAAGAAACAAAGAGCCAGAAAUAUACGAUAAAGAGAGGCAGAUAUUUGAAGAGAUCAAGCAGAGCCACAAAACAGCAGGCACCGCACAGAUAAAAGAAAGAGAAAAAGAAAGAUCGUACAGACUGAAGGACUACUACAGAGACGCUGUUCUGGAUAAAAUGGAAGAAAAUGAGAACACAGAAGAAGAAAGCAGAGAAGAAAAAGAGGAAACCACACGGGAAGGAGACAGAAAGAAGGAAAGAGUAAAAAAAAGAGUGCAGUAUGACACAGAGCAGAAACAAAACAUCGAUGCGUUCAUAGCUGCCAUGGAUGAAGUAGAGGUAGACGACGAGCUCUUCCAAAAGAAGCCCAAGGAAGAGGGAGGAGAAGAAGACACAGACGAGUUCCUAACAGAAUACGUGCUGAAAGGAGGAUGGCAAAAAGAGCUGGAAAAAAAAGAAAAAGAGGACACCGAGCUGUUCCUGGAAGAAGACAGCGAGGAGAUAGAAAUGAUAGAAGAGUUUGACAAAGAAGGCAUGCCUGCCACGGGAGGAAAGUACAGCACAGUGAAGAAGCCAACACAGCAGAGAAAGAGAAAAGAGCUGAGGAAAAAAAUGAGAAACCGAGAAGAAGAAAAAAUAAAACAGGAGGAAAUAAAAAGACUUAAAAACCUGAAGAAACAGCAGUUUGCAGACAGAUUGAGCAUUUUGAGAAGUGUUUCAGGGCUCAGCAAAAGAAAGGUGUCAAAGAUAAGACUGGAAGACAGCUAUGACAGAAGAGAGCUGGACAAAAUACUGGAAGACCUCUUUGGAGAAGAAUACUUCAGCGAAAAAGAAGAAAAACGGCCAAAGAUAAAGGGAUCAGAGAUGGAGGCGCAGGAGCUAAAACAGCUAGAACAGCUCGCCGAGAAGGGAGAGCUGCAGCAUGACAGAGAGACCGUAAAAGAAAUCAAAAAGAUUCUCUCAGAGAUAAGAGAAAUAGGGGAAGAGUACGGAUCUCUAAAGAAGCAGGGAACUUUUGAGUACGUGAAAGUUCCCACAGUGGACCUCGGGCUAUCGGUGAAAGAUAUUCUGCUAGCAGACGACAAAACACUUAAGAGACAGUACCCGCUGAAGAAGUUUGCUCCCUUCCAAGACGAAGACGAGAAAAGGAAGAUGGAAAGAUCGCUGAAAAGAAGAAGAAUGGAAACAGAGAGAUAG
Molecule: messenger RNA, 1377 nt
Organism: Nematocida minor
Lineage: Eukaryota; Fungi; Microsporidia
Exons: 1
Coding region: 1-1377 (458 amino acids)
Biological process (GO): endonucleolytic cleavage in ITS1 to separate SSU-rRNA from 5.8S rRNA and LSU-rRNA from tricistronic rRNA transcript (SSU-rRNA, 5.8S rRNA, LSU-rRNA)
Cellular component (GO): 90S preribosome; nucleolus
Source: RefSeq, a predicted model, not a curated record